This is a messenger RNA of Spinacia oleracea (spinach), 867 nucleotides long. RefSeq names its product pentatricopeptide repeat-containing protein At3g04760, chloroplastic-like. The coding region runs from base 1 to 867 and encodes 288 amino acids. Gene Ontology annotation, molecular function: protein binding. Lineage: Eukaryota; Viridiplantae; Streptophyta; Magnoliopsida; Caryophyllales; Amaranthaceae. The record is from RefSeq and is a predicted model, not a curated record. The transcript is spliced from 5 exons.
AUGUCUUGUUUGAUUCAUUAUUUCUGUGGAGUUGGAAAUAUCUUCGAGUGCUUUAAGUUGUUGGAGAAGAUGAUGCAUGCUGGUCCUACUCCGAACGUUGUGACUUAUAAUGCAGUCAUUGAUGGUCUAUGCAAGAACCACUUGCUUAGGACAGCUUGUAGAGUUCUUAGACAAUUUAAACAUUCUAGAACAUUCCCUGAUACAACUACAUAUAAUAUUCUCAUAAAAACAGCCUUGAGUGCUAAAGAAUAUGCUGUGGCCAAGGAGUUAUUUAACGAUUUGUACUCCCAGGGAUUGGAACCUGGCGCAGUCACUUAUAGAUCCUUGAUUAGUGCCAUAUGUAAAGAUGGGAAUAUACGCGUUGCCCUUGAGCUUUGCAACUGGAUGCAUGCUGAUGGAUGCAAGCCAUCAGUUGACAUGUACAAUAUGAUAUUGAAGGCAAUGCUUCAAAAAAGGAUGUUUAGGGAUGUUUUUUUGUUACUAAAGGAUAUGCGAAUAAAUGGUUGUGAGCCUGAUGAUAUGUCAUAUGUGAUUCUCAAGCAUGUAUUCUCAGACGAUGAGCAGAAGAAUUAUUUUCAGGCCAAAAAUCUCCCUGAGUAUGGGUCGCCUGGAUUGGAAGGAAAGUUUAGAGGGGAGAUAAUUGAGGGAGUGGAUGAUUCUGAGGGUUGUGACAUAAGCAGUAGCAAAGUUGUGGAGUUCAAAAUUAUGGAGACACAAAGUCAACAGAGAAGUUUCAAAUUUGAUGUCCUUUGCGCUUGUCAUGGAUUUGAGUCAUUUGGCUCAAAGAGCUUGGUCUUCCUAGCUGACAUUAACGUUAAUGAUGACCUGUGUAAGAAUGUAGCUAGUGCUAAUCUCCAAGAAACUUAG